GAAUAUUUUUAAGACCUAUCUACGUUAUGGCCCUUUUCUGUGGCUCCACCCCCUUCGACUGUUCCCCUGAGAAAACUUCAGUGUCACCGGUAGCAGAUGCACAGUUGUUUCUCCCCCCAAACCAAUGAGGCUUAAUGAAAAACCUAGAAAGUAGGAGCUCGUGGGAAAGAAGAGAGAAAAGACAAGUUCUUACAAGGUUCCUGGGUGGAGCUACCCAUGAACAGCAGCAAUGGCAAUGAUGAUGGCCACGGGAAAAACGGGGGGCUGGAGCACGUCCCGUCCUCCUCCUCCAUCCACAAUGGAGACAUGGAGAAGAUUCUUCUGGAUGCACAGCAUGAAUCAGGACAGAGUAGCUCAAGAGGCAGUUCUCACUGUGACAGCCCCUCCCCACAAGAAGAUGGGCAAAUUAUGUUUGAUGUGGAAAUGCACACCAGCAGGGACCAUAGCUCUCAGUCAGAAGAAGAAGCUAUAGAAGGAGACAGAGAAGCUGAUGCUUUGAAGAAAAGUGCAGACUGGGUGUCGGACUGGUCCAGUAGGCCUGAGAACAUUCCCCCUAAGGAGUUCCACUUCAGGCACCCUAAACGCUCUGUUUCUUUAAGCAUGAGGAAAAGUGGAGCCAUGAAGAAAGGGGGUAUUUUCUCUGCGGAAUUUCUUAAGGUGUUCAUUCCAUCUCUCUUCCUUUCUCAUGUUUUGGCUUUGGGGCUGGGCAUCUAUAUUGGAAAGCGACUGAGCACCCCUUCUGCCAGCACCUACUGAAGGACAGAAGGCCCUGGGAAAGCGUGUGACCUGUGAAGUGAUGUAUUGUCACAAUAGUUUAUUUGAACUUGAGACCAUUGUAAGCAUGACCCAACCUACAACCCUAUUUUUACAUAUCCCAGCUCCAGUAACUCUCAAAUCCAGUAUUUUAUUCAAACUCUGUUGAGGCAGUUUACUAACCUCAUCCCCUUUGGGCCUGUAAGACUCUAGAAUUUCCUAACAGAGUUUACUGUUGUUUAGAAAUUUGCAAGGGCUUCUUUUCCGCAAAUGCCACCAGCAGAUAAUAAUUUUGUCAAUACUGCUAUUGUCUCCUUUUAGUACCACCAGACUUAGGCCUGAAUCAUUCAUGGUAUAAAUUUUACUCUUGCAAGAUGACCACCAUCUCUCUCUUAAAAUGAGAUCAGGUUAGCAAAUGAUAUAAAAGCUUUGUUGUUUUGUUUGUUUUUCAAGACAAAGGCAAGCUUCCCUAAGCUUGAAUUUAUAGUUAUUAAAAAAGAAAACACCGGGGGGGGGGGG
This is a messenger RNA of Miniopterus natalensis, 1272 nucleotides long. The record is from RefSeq and is a predicted model, not a curated record. Lineage: Eukaryota; Metazoa; Chordata; Mammalia; Chiroptera; Miniopteridae.